Messenger RNA from Rhodamnia argentea, 1036 nucleotides. RefSeq names its product Werner Syndrome-like exonuclease. NCBI's taxonomy places the organism in Eukaryota, Viridiplantae, Streptophyta, Magnoliopsida, Myrtales, Myrtaceae. Gene Ontology annotation, cellular component: cytoplasm; nucleus. The transcript has 2 exons. Gene Ontology annotation, molecular function: nucleic acid binding; 3'-5' exonuclease activity. The coding region runs from base 84 to 932 and encodes 282 amino acids. Gene Ontology annotation, biological process: nucleobase-containing compound metabolic process. The record is from RefSeq and is a predicted model, not a curated record.
GGUCAAAAGUCAAAACUUUUUCUUCUCUUCUUCUUCUCCUUCUCCGCACCCUGUCUGAAAUCUCUGCAACACCCACCAAGAAGAUGACGAUCAGCAUCGUCGAUCACGAGCUCCCCGACGACACCCACAACCUCUACGACGUCAUCUUCUACGGCCUCAGCGUCCGCACCCUCCUCACCUACUCCCCUCCCAUCGCCUCCUCUUGGCUCUCGUCCCGCGGCUCUCAACCCCUCCUCGUCGGUUUCGACAUCGAGUGGCGGCCCAACUUCAGCCGAAACGUCGACAACCGCGUCGCCAUCCUCCAGCUCUCCGUGGGCCUCCACUGCCUCAUCUUCCAGCUCCUCCAGGCCCCCGAGAUCCCCCCGCCCCUCGCCGACUUCCUCCGCGACCCCAGCCACGUCUUCGUCGGGAUCGGCAUCGACGAAGACGUCGAGAAGCUGCUCUGCGACCACGGCCUCGGGGUCGCCAACGCGGUGGACCUGAGGGACCUGGCCGCGAGGGAGCUGGGCCGGGAGGAGCUGAGGAGGGCCGGGCUGAAGACGCUGGCGAAGGAGGUCCUGGGGAGGGAGAUCGAUAAGCCGAAGCGGGUCACGACGAGCCGGUGGGACAACCCGUGGCUGACGAGCGUGCAGGUCCAGUACGCGUGCCUCGAUGCCUUCGUGUCGCUUCAGAUCGGGGAGGCCCUGAAUGCCGGAGGUGCUCGGCCGGGAGGCCCCGGGGACGGAGGGAGCAGGUUGGGAUGUUGUUUAUCUGCUCUGCUUGUCCUAAUUCCAUUAGAUACGGAUAUGGUGUUAAGAUGGUGUCUGCUUAUCAUAGUGUUGUCCCUGAUCUGCGUUUCGAAUACGAUGUAUAAACACGGCUCUGGUGGUGCAGUAGGGGCAUUUGAUUCUAAUUCUUUAUGUGAACUGAACAGAAAUAUGCAAGAAGAGUAACUGUAUAGAAGGUUAUUCAUGUCAUAGAGGUAACCGUCUUUGCCAAUGGCGCUCUCUGUAUAUGUCGGAAAUCGUGGAUGCGAUGCCCUUGUCCGCUUUAGAAA